Messenger RNA from Penicillium daleae, 531 nucleotides. RefSeq lists its product as uncharacterized. Gene Ontology annotation, cellular component: mitochondrion. Bases 1 to 531 code for a protein of 176 amino acids. Lineage: Eukaryota; Fungi; Ascomycota; Eurotiomycetes; Eurotiales; Aspergillaceae. The transcript has a single exon. The record is from RefSeq and is a predicted model, not a curated record. Gene Ontology annotation, molecular function: hydrolase activity, acting on acid anhydrides, in phosphorus-containing anhydrides.
AUGCCAUUGCCCGUGAAUGCGGAUAAGGAAUUGCUAGACGAGCUGCCCAAAGAAGGCGAGCGUGAAGAGAUUCAAGUCCCCUCUAGUGAUGGUGGAAUUGAGGUCACAGAAGCACAGUUCCUCCCAGCUGCAGAGUGGCUUCGUCGCGCACAGAACGGAGAGAUUAUCCUUUUCCCGCCUCAAUUCCUUCUUCUGCACUUGGUGUCUGGCUUCCUUGACAAGGAUCCUCGAUCGGGCAUUCCUGUGGAGGAAAUGGAAAAACGUCGAGCAGGGCUUGUCGAGUUCGUGCACUCGGGCUCGCCUCCUUGGACGCAUAAGUGCAUUUCACCACAUAUGAUGAAGGUAAUGGAUGAUGGACGUACGGUUCUAGGGCUACAUGAUCCUGGUUUUGAGCUAAAGGGAUCUGACCGACGAGGCGAGUCGGAGUACGUGGUUGUUGUGCGGUUCACGAAAGGAACUGUGAAGGAAGUGAACGUGGCGUGGAAGAAGGAUAUCUUCAAAGAGGGAAGGGGAGAGCGGAGUAAUCUUUAG